Molecule: messenger RNA, 1053 nt
Organism: Fragaria vesca subsp. vesca
Lineage: Eukaryota; Viridiplantae; Streptophyta; Magnoliopsida; Rosales; Rosaceae
Product: GTP-binding protein At2g22870-like
Exons: 4
Coding region: 1-882 (293 amino acids)
Molecular function (GO): GTP binding
Source: RefSeq, a predicted model, not a curated record
AUGGUACUUCGAAACCGUCUGCUUUUCACUUCCAUAUUCUUAUCGCCACCUCCCUCUCCCUCUCUAAAACCCCAACCUCUCACACUCACCUUCCCAACCUCAACCACCCCAAAACCCUCCCGGCAUGUCUCCUCAGCCUCGAAAACCACACCCAUCUUGGAGAAAGACCGCGCCGUCCUCUUCGUCCCGCCCGGAGUCGACCAUGAUGAGGUGACCCAAGACACGGUCCUACCCGGGUCCAACAUCGUCAUCGGACCCUACGCUGGCGAUGCCAAGAUUAAGGAGGUGGUGUUUGUGAAGAGCAGUAGUAGAGCUAAGGACUGCCCCAAACAUGACCGCCCCGAGUUUGCUAUACUGGGCCGGUCCAAUGUGGGAAAGUCUUCGCUUAUCAAUGCCUUGGUUAAGAAGAAGGAUGUUGCUCUCACUUCUAAGAAGCCAGGGAAGACUAAGUUGAUCAAUCAUUUCUUGGUGAACAAAAGUUGGUACAUUGUGGAUUUGCCUGGUUAUGGGUUCGCUAAAGCUCCAGAAGCUGCACGGAUGGAUUGGUCUGCAUUCACAAAAGGUUUCUUUUUAAACAGAGAUAAUCUUGUUGCUGUUCUACUUCUUGUUGAUGCCAGUGUUCCACCUCAGAGGAUUGACCUAGACUGUGCGAAUUGGCUUGGACGAAACAAUAUACCAGUGACUUUUGUCUUCACGAAGUGCGACAAAAUGAAAGGGGGCAAAGGUAAAAGGCCUGACGAGAACCUCAGGGAUUUCAAGCAGUUCAUUGCAGAAAACUACAAGCAACAUCCCCCAUGGAUCAUGACUAGCAGCGUAACUGGUUUGGGCAGGGAUGAACUUCUGCUUCACAUGUCACAGCUUAGAAAUUACUGGGAUCAAUAGUCUGUAUUAUCAUGAUUCUUGCUGAUUCCUCAAAUGCAGAGGGAGAAACUUCUUCGCUUAGAAUUAAGACUUCAACUCUGUUGCCCAUAGCUUUUCUAAUGGGCUUUAUUAACCUCCGCUAACAGUUGUAUAUAUAUAGUGCUGGUUAUGAUCAAUCCAAAUGUUAUGAUC